Messenger RNA from Otolemur garnettii (small-eared galago), 5694 nucleotides. It is a transcript of the gene ATF7IP, whose product is annotated as activating transcription factor 7 interacting protein. Bases 1527 to 5474 code for a protein of 1315 amino acids. The record is from RefSeq and is a predicted model, not a curated record. Gene Ontology annotation, molecular function: transcription coregulator activity; protein binding. Lineage: Eukaryota; Metazoa; Chordata; Mammalia; Primates; Galagidae. The transcript is spliced from 15 exons. Gene Ontology annotation, biological process: regulation of DNA-templated transcription. Gene Ontology annotation, cellular component: transcription regulator complex; nucleus.
UGGCACUAAAAUAAUUUUUGGAUACUUAUUUGAAUAUGCAAUUUAAUGUAUCUAUACUCUUAAAAUAAGUGAAAAAGAGCAGUGGAAAUGUAGAAGUAUGUAUUGGUAGGUCAUAAAGUAACUAAAAAAAAUAUAAACAAAGGACCUCAUAGAUAAAGACUCAACUCUUGCCCAGUCAGAACUGGCCAAUAAAAACAAUAUGUGAAUGUUAAGGGUUUGAGAAGAAUGUGGCACUGACAGAAUGUGUUCUUAUGAAAAUAUUCAUAAUUUAACAUGCUUUGGUUUUGGUAUGAGAACAUGCUUUCAUAAUACUAACUAGUGGUAAAUGUAAAUAUAUUGAAUUAUUUAAUCAUCUUAACAGUGAUACCUAGAGAUGCAUAAAUCUUACUAUUUGGUGAAAUGUUAUGUAGUUUAAAUCUAUUUAAAGAUAUUUGCUAUUUCAUGAUUGGUUGACAAAAUUUGAAAAGGUAGUUGUAGAGUAGCAUGAGAACAGCUUUUAGAUAAUAUGAAUUGUAAUUUAUGUUUUUAAUGAUUGUUAAAAAUAGCAAUCAUUGCAUUUAUACAAUAUUGGUCUAUGCCACAAGAAAGCUAAGGCUUUUGAGUAUCUCUGGGGGUUAAAAAUAUUUUUUGUGUGGUGGGAGUGGAAUUUCAGUUAUAUAAGAAUUAUAAGUUAGUUUUCUCUUAUUACCUGGAUUUGAAUUAUAUUAGUAAAUAGAUAACUAGAUGUAUUCUAGAACCAGUCAGUGCAUGUUGGGGAGAAAUGGGGAGGGUUUACUCAGCAGUACUCUCCUUUAGUUUGGUCAUGAAAUGGAAUUGCUUUAUGUAAAUUGUUCUUACUGGCGCCAGCUAGCUGUAACUGCAGUCUGGCUAUGCUAGGGCAGCAAAUAAUAUGUGUCAUGGAUUUUCUGUUUGGAAUGUAUAAGAAUUCAGCCUUUUGGACUGAAAGAACAGAGUUGAUGCAUUAUAAUCGGAGUAGUGAGACCACAGUUGACUGUGAAUAUGUGGACUAGUGAGAGGCUAUAAGCCUUUUAAGCUUUUAGUUCUGCUUUUAUAGAUUUAUGCCUAUUGAUACUAUUGGGUAAUAUGUGGGAGGUACUUAACUGCACACAGUUGCUGCAGACCUAAUAGUUGGCAGCAUAGAAAGCAGUACAAAGAAUUCUGAUUCUAGGCAUUUUCACUUGAAACAGUCAUUUUGAAGAUACACUUUAUGUGUUCUGUGAGCUUCAUUGACGUACUGUCUGACGUUUUCUGGCUUUUGUGGCUAAUGGGAUGUUUGCUGCACAAACUACACAACAGAUGUGAACCACUGUUUGAAAGGAAUUUUAAUAUGUAGCCAACCUACUGUAUUCCUGGUUUGUUUUUUUUUUUUUUUUUUUAUGAAUAUGAACCAAACAAGAAAUUUAGACUCAAGAAGGCUGACCUAGAAGUCUGCAUUAAGCUUUUAAUGUUUAUACUUGAACUAAAUAACAGUGGUUUACAGAAGAGGAAGUCCUUUUUCACAGUAUCAAGCUGCCCACAGAUUCACAAUGGAUAGUAUAGAAGAACCUCAGAAAAAAAUCUUUAAAGCUCGAAAAACAAUGAGAGUAAGUGAUCGUCAACAACUUGAAGCCGUGUACAAGGUCAAAGAAGACCUUUUGAAAACAGAUGUCAAGCUGUUAAAUGGCAACCAUGAAAAUGGAGAUUUGGACCCAGCCUCACCUUUGGAAAAUAUGGACUGUAUUAAAGACAAGGAAGAGGUAAAUGGCAUUGAAGAGAUUUGUUUUGACCCUGAAGAUGGUAAAACAGAAUGGAAAGAAACAUCCUGUAUCCUAAAUGUUAAUGCAAAAAACAAGCAGGAAGACAAUUUAAAUUGUGAACCCUCAUCUCCUAAUAAUGAAACUCCUGAACCAGUGUCUAACCUGACUGCUGAAGUAGCUUCUGGCGAUCCAGCUCCUGGUGAUCUGGCCACUGGAGAUCUAGCCUCUGGAGUACUAGUCUCUGAUGAUCUCAUGUCUGGUGAUCUAACCUCUAGUGAUUGCUCUUCUGGUGAUCCCACCUCUGGUGAUCACUCUACUGGUGAUCCCACCUCUGGUGAUUCCUUCUCCGGUGACACUGCCUCUGGUGAUGCUGCUUCUGGUGAUUCUGCCUCUGGUGAUGCCGCCUCUGGUGAUGCCACCUCUGGUGAUGCCACCUUUGAUGAUGCCACCUCUGGUGAACUCAUCUCUGGUGAACCAGUCUCUAGUGAUUGUGCCUGUGAUGAUAUGGCCUCUGGUGAUCCAGCACCUGGAUCAUUGGCCUCUGUUGAUCAGGGGUCUAGAGUACCAGCCCCUGGUGAUUCAGCCUCUGGUAAUCCGACCUCUGGUGACCUGGCUUCUGAUGAUCCGGCCUCUGGUGAUCUGGCUCCUGGUGAUCUGGCCUCUGGUGAUCCGACCUCUAGUGAUCUGGCUUCUGGUGAUCCGGCCUCUGGUGAUCUGGCCUCUGGUGAUCUGGCCUCUAGUGAUACUGCCUCUAAUGAUCUGGCUACUGGUGAAAUGACUUCUGAAUCGGCCUUUCAUCCUACCCUUGAAAAGAGUUCUGUGUCAGCUUGUGAACCAGUUCCUGAAACUGUCAGUAUAGAACCAAGUAGCAAUAAAGAUGAUGAUUUUAUUGAAAAAAAUGGACACGAUGAAAAAUUAGAGCAAGUUCAAACUAAGGACUCAACUGAUGAAAAUAGUAAUGUUGAUGCUAGUGAAGAAACUCCAGAAACAGAUGAUACAAUUAUUUGUUCAGAUCUGCCUCCUGAAAAAGAAAAGAAGGUAGAAGAAGAUACUAUUACAGAGCUCGCUCUUGGAGAAGAGGCCAUAUCAAGCAGUAUGGAAGUUAAUCAAGGCGAAAAGAAUGAAGAUGAAAAUUCUGCAGACCUUGUAGAAACCGUUAGUGAAAGUGUUACAAAAGAUGGCAAAAGUGAGAAUAUCUUAGAAAAUACAGAUUCUAUGGAAACAGAUGAAAUCAUUCCUAUUUUGGAAAAGCUUGCACCUGCUGAGGAUGAACUUACUUGCUUUUCCAAAACUUCUCUCCUUCCAAUUGAUGAGACAAAUCCAGAUUUGGAAGAGAAAAUGGAAGGUUCUUUUGGUUCACCAUCUAAACAAGAAAGUAGUGAGAGUUUGCCAAAAGAAGCCUUUUUGGUCCUCUCUGAUGAAGAGGAUGUUUCAGGUGAAAAAGAUGAGUCUGAAGUUAUAUCACAGCAUGAGACAUGCUCUCCAGGAGUAGAAAGUAAUGAAAAGGACGGCAAACCUGAGGAAGAAGAGCAAGUAAUACAUGAAGAAGAUGAAAGACCUUCUGAGAAAAGUGAGUUUUUUAGAAGAAAACGUUCUAAAUCAGAGGACAUGGACAAUGUACAGUCCAAACGUCGACGAUACAUGGAAGAAGAAUAUGAGGCAGAAUUUCAAGUAAAGAUAACAGCCAAAGGAGACAUUAAUCAGAAACUUCAAAAGGUUGUACAGUGGUUGCUGGAAGAAAAAUUAUGUGCAUUACAGUGUGCUGUGUUUGAUAAGACUUUGGCAGAAUUGAAAGCACGAGUGGAAAAGAUUGAAUGUAACAAGAGGCAUAAAACAGUUCUUACUGAACUACAGGCCAAGAUAGCCAGGUUAACCAAACGGUUUGGAGCAGCCAAAGAAGAUCUUAAGAAAAGACAAGAAAGUGAACCAAAUCCACCUUCAUCACCAGGAAAGUCUGUAAAUGAUGUGAACAGCAAUAAUACUGUGCCCUAUAGAAAUGUAACCACAGUAAGACAGAUGCUGGAGUCCAAAAGAAAUGUAAGUGAGAGUGCACCACCAUCCUUUCAAACUCCUAUGAAUACAGCAUCUUCAACCAAUCUUGUCACUCCUCCAGCAGUUGUCAGUAGUCAGCCUAAAUUGCAGACUCCAGUGACUUCAGGUCCUCUGACAACGACAGCAGUUCUACCUGCACCCAACACAGCUACAGUAGUUACUGCUCCUCAGGUGCCUAGUGGAAAUCCCCAACCUACCAUCUCUUUACAACCUUUGCCAGUGAUUUUGCAUGUACCUGUUGCGGUAUCUUCCCAGCCACAACUACUACAGAGCCAUCCAGGGACUUUGGUGACAAAUCAACCAUCUGGCAACGUUGAAUUCAUUUCUGUGCAAAGCCCACCUGCAGUGAGUGGUCUUACCAAAAAUCCAGUGUCUUUGCCAUCCUUGCCAAAUCCCCCUAAACCAAACAAUGUUCCUUCUGUGCCCAGUCCUAGUAUUCAGAGGAACCCUCCUGCUAGUGCUGCACCAUUGGGAACAACACUUGCUGUACAGGCUGUUCCCACAGCACACUCUAUUGUACAAGCCACAAGGACUUCUUUACCCACAGUAGGCCCUUCAGGACUCUAUAGCCCACCAAAUAAUCGAGGCCCUAUACAGAUGAAAAUACCAAUUUCUGCAUUUAGUAGUUCGUCUGCUGCAGAACAGAACAAUACUGCUACCCCAAGAAUUGAAAACCAGAUAAACAAAACAAUAGAUGCUUCCGUUAAUAAGAAAGCAGCUGAUAGCACAUCACAGAGUGGAAAACCGUCUGGCAGUGAUUCAGGGGGUGUCAUUGAUCUCACAAUGGAUGAUGAAGAGAGUGCAGCUUCUCAAGACCCCAAAAAGUUAAAUCACACUCCUGUAUCAACCAUGGGUCCCUCUCAGCCUGUGUCACGACCAUUACAACCCAUACAACCAGCUCCACCUCUUCAGCCAUCUGGGGUACCAACAAGUGGACCAUCUCAGACAACUAUACACUUACUACCUACAGCUCCAACUACCGUGAAUGUAACACAUCGUCCAGUAACUCAGGUGACCACAAGACUUCCUGUACCAAGAGCUCCUGCAAACCACCAAGUGGUUUAUACAACGCUCCCAGCACCACCAGCUCAGGCUCCCUUGCGAGGAACUGUUAUGCAAGCUCCUGCUGUUCGGCAGGUCAAUCCCCAAAAUAGUGUUACAGUUCGAGUGCCUCAAACAACUACAUAUGUUGUAAACAAUGGACUAACUUUGGGAUCAGCAGGACCUCAACUUACAGUGCAUCACCGACCACCACAAGUGCAUACUGAGCCCCCACGCCCCGUGCACCCAGCACCCUUACCAGAAGCCCCACAGCCACAGCGUCUGCCCCCAGAAGCUGCCAGCACAUCUCUGCCUCAGAAGCCACACUUGAAGUUAGCAAGAGUUCAGAGUCAAAACGGCAUAGUACUGUCAUGGAGUGUCCUAGAGGUAGAUCGAAGCUGUGCCACUGUUGAUAGCUACCAUCUCUAUGCUUACCAUGAGGAACCCAGUGCCACUGUACCCUCACAAUGGAAAAAGAUUGGGGAAGUAAAGGCACUUCCCUUGCCUAUGGCAUGUACUCUCACUCAGUUUGUAUCAGGCAGCAAGUACUACUUUGCAGUGCGAGCCAAGGAUAUUUAUGGACGUUUUGGACCUUUCUGUGAUCCUCAGUCUACAGAUGUGAUCUCUUCUUCCCAGAGCAGUUAAACCUUGAAGCCUUUAUCUCUUCCUCUUUUAAAAGUUCCACUUUUGGUCUUGUUUUUAAUCUUGUGCAUGAUAUUCAAUGUAAAAUUCACAUCGUGCAAGAUUUCUUGGACAGGUGUGUGUAUACACUACAUUUGUUUAUAACAAGAAGUAACAUAAACUCAGCCCACAAAGCAAGAAAUUUUUCCUGAACAAUUUAAGCUUCAGGGUUUUGAAAUGUAAA